AGAAAUUAACCAAUUAAAAUGUUGGUUAAGACUGUGUGUUGUUUGUUGGUUUGUGGUUUAAAUAUUUUAAAUGUUGAAUCACGAAAUGAUGUGAAUGUUCAUUAUUACUCAAACAAACUGACAGAACCAGAGUUCAUAACAUCACAUUUACAAGCUGAAUAUACUUCAAAAACGGGUCGAAAAGUUUAUGUUUUUGACAAUGUCAUUCCAUAUUCCCUUCUUUCUGCUACAAGGCAAUACUUUAGCAUGGAUGACCAUUGGAGGUUUGUACAGUUUGACGAACAUAUCAAAGACCCAAAUGCAAAGUACGACAAUGGGAAUGGGGUUCCAUGGAAAUCAUGGCAGGAUCCAACACUCAUGAGUGCAACCAGGAUAGGGCAUAUACUUAAGGCGAUGGUGGACACCGUAUCUGCCAAUGUAACGUCAAUGAAACCACCUUUAACCAUAGACCAAGGUUUCAAAAUGACGGAAAUUUAUUCUGGAAUCGUUCGGCGUGGUGACCAGACAUUGGUCCAUAGCGACACACCUGCACCUAAUUGUACCUCUGUUGUCAAUGGUUACUCCACUGUCACAUACACCAAUACAUUAUGGCGCAAGAACAGCUACGGGGAGAUGUUGUUUUACGAAGAUAAUUUGGAAGAACUCGAUAUUUUUGCCGCAGUCAGCGCACGAUUUGGCCGAGUCAUCGUUUGGGAUUCAGCGAUCCAAUACAUCACUCGCCCUCCUGGCAUCGCCGAGCUCGCAGGGCAGUAUCUUAUUUUCUCCAGGUUUGAGAUGGGCCAAUCUGUGGUUUAUGAUAGAAGAACAAAGUUCCAUAACCUGCUGGAAGACAUGAAGACUUUCUACACGGAGCCAUUUGUUUGCUCAGACAAUGUUGAAUCUGUUCCAACUUUAGAUUUGGAUAAACACCUAACUCUUCAUAGAACAAGCAAAGCUGGAGAGUUUGUUAAUGUGUUCGAUGGUUUGUUCUCCCAAGCUGACUUGGAUGCGUUACGAACCUACUCCAUCAAAUACGGGAAAUAUUAUUACGACGAUCACCUUGAUAUGUCAAGUGAUAACGUUCAAUGGAUUGCUGGUUUCAACGUCAACAAAUUCGCAAACAGCAGAUUCUGGCCGGUGAUCAGUCAGGUUGCCACUUAUGUGUCUGGCAACAAUACAUGGUACCCGUAUGAUGUUGCAUGUAAUUUAAUAAGAAGUGCCGACCACACUCGCUUUCAUCUCGAUACAAGCCACACUGAUGAAAAAGAAAUGACUUUCUUACUUUAUCUCAGCCCCAACUGGACUGCUGCCGAUUAUGGCGAGACCGCUUUCAUGGAACACAACUAUGAUUCUCCCGACAACGACUAUGUUGCGGAGGUUGUACCAAUGUACGGGCGUGCCGUCAUCUUUACCGGCAACUUCCCACACUCCGCGCGGCCUCCAGCGCCGUACCACGCUGGGCCACGCUACACCUUCGCUGUGAAGAUGUCAUUCACAAAAUGGGAAGCCGUCUCAAAAACUUUCAGUGAGGAAUCAAGACACAGUAUGCUGUCAAUAAAGGAAACUAUUGCGCAAAUCGUUACCGACCCAGAGAUGUAUGCGGCAAACCAGAAAGUUUCUACCGUUGCCAGCUAUUUGCAAACCAAGGCUGUUCAACAAUCGCUGGACCACAACAGUGGAAUGUUGGACAGGGGUGGUGACAAUGAGGAGGAGGCGAGAAGUCGGCAAGAGCUUAAAGGACAGACACAACAACAAGAGCAAGGAGAAGAGGAGGAAGGAGAAGAAGAGGACGGAGAAGAGGGAGAAGGAGGAUAUAUGUCCGAGGAAGACAUGAUGCUGCUGAAUGAUCUCGUAUCUCAGGAAAGUGAAAUCCAAAUGAGUCCUGAAAACCAGAAGCGAGUUUUAGAGAUGGCCAAGUUUCAUGGUUUGGAUAAACAGAAACAUAUGGAAGUCCAUGAAGAUGAGGAAGAAGGGAAGUCCUCGGAAGAAAAUCAAUCAAUGCAGCAGCAGGAGAAGAAGAUUGCGAUGUGGAAGUAUUUGUGCAAGAAGGAUGCCAACUGUCUCAGUGAUUAUUUGGAGUUAUUCCUGAAACAACAAAUCAAGCUAAAGGGUGCAGCUACCAGAGAUAUGUAUGCCAUCAUAUAAAGAACGAACUAAACAGAUGAAUCGCUUAAUUGUAAUAUAGUAGGGUGGGGGAAGAUGGGACACCUUUUCGUUUAGUUUUCUCUUUCCAUUUGGUUGUAAACAAAGAACAUUCAAAGGAUUAUAAAACCGUAUCCCCACGACUUCCACAGACCGUUGUUAAUUCUUUAAAACACGAUCAGGCUAUUUGGAUAUUAUGUAUUAAAGGUGUCCCAUCUUUCCCCACCCUACUAUAUGUUGUUGCAACGGUAUAGUCGUUAUUUUUUAAUUGGCCGCUUAUUUCUAACUUUUGGAACGCAAUAGUUGAUGGUUGCCAUUUGAGAUUCAUAAGUGCCUUAGCUAUGCCUAAAAGUUGUGCUGUAAUUAGUUUGUAUGUGUUGUCGUAUAUGCCAUAAGAGAUUAAACUUUUCACACAGCGUUA
This is a messenger RNA of Ciona intestinalis (vase tunicate), 2542 nucleotides long. NCBI's taxonomy places the organism in Eukaryota, Metazoa, Chordata, Ascidiacea, Phlebobranchia, Cionidae. The record is from RefSeq and is a predicted model, not a curated record.